Molecule: messenger RNA, 3688 nt
Organism: Porites evermanni
Lineage: Eukaryota; Metazoa; Cnidaria; Anthozoa; Scleractinia; Poritidae
Source: the annotation of a GenBank genome assembly
AUGGGAGGGAAUAAGUUAUUCAAAGUCAAGACCGAGGGAGGAAAGCAGUGUAUGUAUCUCACCCGCUACGUCGAUUGGCAAUUCCUUAACUUAAAUGCCUUGUUAAAUACACAUGUGGGAACCAUCAAACAAACGGUGAUGUUAUAUUGCGACGUAGUCGAAUCGACCAUCGUUGGGACUUAAAAACGUUCGUUGUUGAGAAAAGUGGAAUUGGAACGUCGGGGUCAGGGCCGAGCUACGGUAGAACCCCUUCUCGGCCUUUCCCGAUUGCGCUCGUAAAAUCCUAAAAAAGUGCUAGCAAAAAUGGCUAAAAAGUGCUCAAAAUCUCAAAAUAGUGCUCAAAAAGUGCUAAAAGUUGUGAACAGUUACCUCUAAGCUUUUCGUAAAUAUGUCAAUAUUUACUGAAGUAAUUAACAAUCUUUUUUGCGCAGUGUUAUUCGACAGGUUGUUACGAAAGGUUGAUAGAAUAUAGAACAAUAAUAUUUUUAAAAAACUAAAGCCGGUUACGAAUUGUAAAUAAAUUCAGCAGUGCUAGCAUCAGAUGAUUUAGAAAUUUGAGAUGACACACGCAUGAUACAUCAGCCAAUCAGAAACUUCUGUACUCACGUUCAGUGAGGAUAAGUCCACGUGCCUUUCCACGACAACGGUCUUUUAUUCUUGACAACAUCAUUAGUUAUUCAAAUUGAUGACCUGGAACACGAUUCUCGUUGCGAGCGACACGCAGUUUUUGCUUUAAAAUGUUUUAGAAGACAUAGGUUGCUCGAAAUUUGCUCGAAAUGUGAAAUAUUGCUCAAAUGUCGCCCAAGGUGCGAAAAAGUGCUUAAGGGUGCUCAAAAUGCAAAAUAGUGCUCCAAACUCAAAAAAGUGCUCAAAAGGUGCUCAGCGCAAUCGGGAAAGGCCUAACCCCUUCAUCGUAAAUAGAUUCGACUGCGUAGCAAACGAGUGGAAAUCACUGAAGUGUCCCUCGUUACACCUCGUGGAUCCUUGUUGGUCCUACCUACAGGCAAAACACUCGUGACCCUAGGGUUUCGACGAGUAUAAAAGAACCCUCUUCUCUCUGAUGACACAGUCUUUCAUCAUGUUGGGUGGGUCACUCACACGAUAUCAUACCCCCACUCUGAAAGGAAAAGGGUUUUCACAAGAGUUGGUCAAAUUAGCUGGACCCACAUUGCUUCGAUCCAAUGGACAUGGCCUUGACGCGUAUGAAAAGGGGCGUCUGCCGCAGAGGCCGUGAAUUACAACAAAUAUGUGAACCCAACUCUGUGUCUUUCAUUCUUGAACAUGUUAACGCGUGAGGAUGAGCAAAAUGCCAUAGAGGGAUUAGCUUUUACGCAAGCCCAUGUCUAUUUGUUGUACCAAUGGUAUUGUCAUUGUCAUUGGCCCUUGGUUACUUUACAAGACUGGGUGGAGAUUAUGACCCUUGCCAGAUCUCAUCAAUGGUCUGCAUUAAACACCUUUCUGUUGGACAAACCAGUCCUUAAAAAGGUGGUGUUUACUACCUUAGCAUUAGUCUCUCGCAGUCUGUAUCGAGUGUACUUUCAGCAUGAUUACACGUCAGGAUUCCCGUGAAGUCUAUGAGGCGUUUGCCAAAGCCAAGGUACUGUAUAUGAGUCAAUAUCCGUGGGAGAUGUUUGACCAAGACCAAUGGGAUGGGUCUCAUUGGACGCAGGUGGUUCAAUUGGCUCAACAACAAGCUUGGGAGGCCAUGAAACACUAUAUUGAAUGGAUGGGGCAAACCUAUUUAAGGGAACACAUGCAAUUAAUUGUUCAAUUAGCUUCUCCACGCUUGUAUCAAACACUAUGGGGAGCAAACGAUGCAACGUGAGGCGAACACGUCGCAAAAUUCAAAAAGGGGGCGCCCGAUUUAAAAGAAAACCCCAACUAGUCGAUGAAAUUGCCAAGGGGUGGCCAUGGGUUUAUCAGGACCCUCUCCCAGUUUUGCUAAAAUGGGUGCUUUUUUAGCCAAGCAAGCUUGCAAGGGUGUAAACGACAACAUCCGUCGUUAUCAGAGAGGCAAAGGACUUGGCACGGUCUUAUCCACAGCCGCCAAAAUUGGGUAUAAAUUGGGCAAGGACAAAGGCUAUAAACGUAUGGGUACAGUGGGAGCGACUGGUCAUUACACUCAUUUUCGUAAACCGUGGGAAACAUGAUUCGUCAACCUGCUAGUGUAAUUAUUGCAGGCGAGUCUGGGUCUGCAAGAGUGAAUUGGUCGAAAACCUCUUCAGAGAGAAAAAACUGUUUUAUCCCCCUCCCCAAAAGAUGGUUUACUGUUACGAUCGAUGGCAACCACCAAAGGAGGACUAAAGCACGAUGACGGGACGUAUGACACGACAAGGAGCCUUUUUAAAAGAUGUCUUAAAGGUAGCCAACCAAAAUAAACGUCAACAAAAACUUCGCUAUGCCAAUGCAGAUCAAAUAAAUGCUGUGAGUGAAUUAGUCAUGAAUACCUUGCGUGGGGCGAUUCGUCCUGGCAGAAAAACUGUGCCAAAAUUAAAACCCUACAGCAAACAGCUUCGCCUGAUUGCAAGUCCCCGUCAGAGUAUAAAAAGACGUCACCUCAUGAUUCAUAAAUUAGGAGCAGGUGUUUCGAGUGAAUUAAGAAGUUGUUAUCAUUGUGCUAGGACCUGCUUCCGCUAUUAACAUGAAACAAGUCCUGUUCCAACGACUACUAUAUGUGCUAGAAGGGUUGAUGACGUUGGUCACCCUGUUGAAAAACCUUCACCAACGCAUGAAAGAAAAAUAUCCCAAGAGGUGGGGGUCCAAAAACGUAUAAGUAUGCCCCUGGGACUUUCAUGUUCAUUCAUUGCUGACCAUGGAUGGUAUUAGUAGCACACCCGUGGAAAACUCUGUUCAAUUUUUACGGCUCAGGGAUAAAUACAAAUCAGACCUCUUAGAUGAUAGUCGUCUGACCAGAGCAGCGGGUUUAGCAGCCCAACAAGAACUGUUGCUAGAAAGUCGACCCCCGAUACCUGGAAAGAACCCCGUUUGAAAUCCGUGAAUCGACAGUUACGACAAUGGACCAAGAAAAUUCGUCAGCCUGGCGGUAUACGCACUAUAGGGCGUGAUGAUUCAGAAGAGGAUGACGAUGAAAAUAAUUUAGCAGUGGGUCUCAUGCAGCAAUUCAUGAGGAAUUUUCGAAAAAUUCAGAAAAGUAUAAAAAGGAAAGCCACGACCCCUAACGUACCAUAAACACCCGUGACACCGGCUAUUAAGUAGUCGCUCAAGACUCCGGAAAGGAGAAAAAACCCAAGUUUUCCUUUAAAACUGGGUCGAAUGGAAAGCGUUUGUUACCGAAGACACCUAAAAGGAAAAAGGCUGCUUCGUCUACCUACAAGACCCCUGAAAAGUCUUUGGAAGAAUCAGCUAGAGAAUUACCCUUUUCAGACCAGUUAGGCGAAUCUCCUUGGAAGACUCCGGGUGAAUUAGCCAGAGACAGUCUCAGAGCCAUAAGAAGACGUACACGCAAUUCCAAGAGUGAGGAACGAAAAAAAGAAGGUUUAAAACAAACUGUGCUGAAAAAGGCCACCGAAAAAGCUUUGAAAAAGUUAGCCCCAGCCCCUGGGUGGAAACCCUUUGCUACUCCGACUAAACGCAAACUCGAUGGCAAAGACUGGUAAGAGAAAACGUUCAAGACCCCGUAGAAGGAGACAGCGAGGGGGAAAAUUUGAUUUUCAAAAAGCCAUUGAGA